Molecule: messenger RNA, 1971 nt
Organism: Balaenoptera musculus (blue whale)
Lineage: Eukaryota; Metazoa; Chordata; Mammalia; Artiodactyla; Balaenopteridae
Gene: PLPBP
Product: pyridoxal phosphate binding protein
Exons: 8
Coding region: 76-906 (276 amino acids)
Cellular component (GO): intracellular anatomical structure
Molecular function (GO): pyridoxal phosphate binding
Source: RefSeq, a predicted model, not a curated record
CGUGAGCUGGGCGGGACCGGAAGGGGUCUCAGCCGGGGGAGCUGGGGGUCCGGGCUCGACGUUAGUCCCUGGGGGAUGUGGAGAGCUGUCAGCAUGUCGGCGGAGAUGGGGGUCGGCUUCGCCCUGAGGGCGGUGAACGAGCGCGUGCAGCAGGCGGUGACGCGGCGGCCGCGGGAACUCCCAGCCAUCCAGCCCCGGCUAGUAGCAGUCAGCAAAACCAAACCUGCAGACAUGGUGAUCGAGGCCUACAGUCACGGGCAGCGCACUUUUGGGGAGAACUAUGUUCAGGAACUGCUUGAAAAAGCAUCAAAUCCUAAAAUUCUGUCUUCGUGUCCUGAGAUCAAAUGGCAUUUCAUUGGCCAUCUACAGAAACAAAAUGUCAACAAAUUGAUGGCUGUCCCCAAUCUCUUCAUGCUGGAAACAGUGGAUUCUGUGAAGCUGGCAGACAAAGUGAACAGUGCGUGGCAGAAAAAAGGUUCUCCCGAAAGGUUAAAGGUUAUGGUCCAGAUUAACACCAGCGGAGAGGAGAGCAAACAUGGCCUGCCGCCUGCAGAGAUGGUGGCCAUGGUGGAACACAUAAACGCCAAGUGCCCCAGCCUGGAGUUCGUGGGGCUGAUGACCAUCGGGAGCUUGGGGCACGAUCUUAGUCAAGGACCAAACCCAGACUUCCAGGUGUUACUGGCCCUCCGGGAGGAGCUGUGCGGGAAGCUGAGCAUUCCUGCCGACCAGGUGGAGCUGAGCAUGGGCAUGUCCGUGGACUUCCAGCACGCGAUUGAAGUGGGAUCUACGAAUGUCCGAAUAGGAAGCACCAUUUUUGGAGAGCGAGAUUACUCCAAGAAAGCUGCCCCGGACAAGCCUGCAGCAGAGCUGAAGGCCCCGGCGGCGGAGGUGGCCCGGGCACAUUGAGCAGCGGCCCAGCCCAAGGGCCGGGUCCAGGAAGACUAACUAUGCACUACUCUGGGCUUUCGCUUCCACGUGCCCCACGUCACAACACGACCACACCCUCCUCGGGACCUGGAGAGAGCACGCCGAUGAUUACGUGCGUUGAUGGAAACCAUCUGACUUAGUGUCUGACACAGGAAGCUCACUUCAGGCAGUGACUUUGGAUUGGAUUUGAGUAAUCCAGACUUUUCUGCAGAACAGGUACCUGGGCACUAGCUGGGAGUUGAGUUCAGGCUUGAACAUUGCCCAGGAGCACCAACCAACCCAUGAAUGCCUUUCCCAGGUUAAAACUUGGUGACUAAUGCCUAUAAUCACCAAAGUCACAGGGAUUCCCACUUGUCAUCCACUUGAGUAGAAAGUUCCCUGUUACCAACUUCAUACAAACCCCACUGACUAGUCAUCUCUGCUGCUCUGGAGCAGCGUGGGUUCUGCCCCCAGUCUCCACCCACCCAGUAAACAUUGGUCUCCACUCUGCAAUGGCAGUACAGGUAACUUCGGGACCUGCCUUGAGUUAGUCCUCCAGAUCCACAUUGUGGCUGAUGAGAGCUGUGUCCUCGGCCACCGUGUGGUGCUGACCCUGAAAAUUACAGGGCAACUAACGUAAGCGGUCCCUGGCCCUUUCUAACAUCCUCCUCCAGAGACAGGACUUUGAGCUUUUGCCCUGGGCCCUACGGUGAUGAUCAUCAAAUGAUACGAUCUUUCCGCCACCAUAGUCCCCGUUAUGAUUAUUUCUUAUCUCAUAGCUCCCCAGAUAUGAAAGAUUCCCUCAAAGCCAGUUCAGGCUCACGGUUUCAACAAAGCCUGGCUUUGAGGUUCCUGUUCCUGGGAGCACUUUUUAGGCAUAUUUAUAGCCUCCCCUCCCAACCAUGUUUAUAAGGCAGAAUUUUGCAAGUCUUGACGUCAAUAGAGUAGCUAGCUCUUCAAAACCCAGAAAGCACAAUUCUCGGAUAGUCACAACAGACAACUGUAGUCUGGGUCGUUGUUUGUUUUCUAGGUGGGUUUUUCUUACUUAUUCAAGCCCCAGUCUUU